Messenger RNA from Myripristis murdjan (pinecone soldierfish), 1776 nucleotides. Its product is annotated as leucine-rich repeat protein soc-2 homolog. Lineage: Eukaryota; Metazoa; Chordata; Actinopteri; Holocentriformes; Holocentridae. Gene Ontology annotation, biological process: articular cartilage development; bone development. The transcript is spliced from 9 exons. The record is from RefSeq and is a predicted model, not a curated record. Gene Ontology annotation, cellular component: extracellular matrix. Gene Ontology annotation, molecular function: protein binding. Bases 1 to 1776 code for a protein of 591 amino acids.
AUGCUUGUGCAGCUCAUGGUGGGACUCUUCGUCCUCAAAGCGGUGGUGGCCAGCCCCAGAUUUGCCCGACAAGUGGAAUUAGACACAUAUGACAGCACCAACUACGAUGUGGAUCUAGAAAAUUUAAAUUUGGAGAACCAGGAUAUCUAUGACUACGAAGAUGGGCUGACAAUUGAUAAUCCUCAGAUAGAGAUUGGAACACUGGCACCACCUGACUAUAACUACCCUGUACCUGAGGCCUCUUUGGAGGAGGAACAGGAGGAGGAGGAGGAAGAGUUGCCUCUAAAACCACAGCUGAUCCCUCAGGGUUCAGGGGGAUCUGGGGUUCUCAUGGGCCCAAACACACAGAAAGAGGAGGAGCUGCGUCUGACGCCCAUUGACAUCCUUCAUAUCUCCGGGGAUUUUGGGGGCUCCGUGGGGUCUGGGGCCUCGGGAGUUUCUGGGGCCUCUGGGUCUGGGGGCUCGGGAGACCUACUGGUCUUGGGUGGCUCCGGGGGGUCUGGUGACCUUCUCUUGGGCUCCGGAGGUUCUGGGGACCUCCUCAGCUCUGGGGGAUCUGGGGAUCUCUUGGCAUCUGGAGAUCUCCUAGGAUCUGGGGAUGCCCUGGGAUCUGCAAGUUCUGGAGCCUCUGGAGACCUUGGCUCUGGAGGCUCUGGGAUUUCUGGUGACCUCCCCCUGGGCUCUGGAGUGUCUGUGGACCUGUUAGGUUCUGGGUUCUCCGGGGAUCACCUGGGCUCAGGGGCCUCUGGAAUCUCUGGGGUUUCUGGUGACUUGGAGGACUCAAUAAUAACAUUGGUACCUGGAGGGGAGGAGCUGCCCCUCAUUCCCGACACUAUCCCCCAGGAGGCAUCGGGUGCUUCUGGGGAGUUCUCAGGAGCUUCAGGAACCUCAGGGGCCUCAGGGGAUCUUGGAGUCUCUGGAGCCUCUGGAGACUUAGGGGUCUCUGGAGCCUCUGGGGUCUCCGGGUCUGGAGAGGAACCUGGGGUCACACUGCUCCCUGACAUUGAUGAAGAGGAGGAGCUGCUUCCGACUACACCACGAACCCCUGAGGAGGGUACUGGGGGUGUAGAAGGGUCAGUGGACUCUGGGUUGCCAGAGCCCGAUAAGCCCGAUGAGCCCGAUGAGCCUGAUGAGCCUGACAGGCGAGAUAUGCCCACUUGCCUGCUGUGCACAUGCCUUGGUAGUUCGGUCUACUGUGAUGACUUGAAGCUGGAUAGUGUGCCACCUCUCCCCAAAGACACCACUCACUUCUAUGCUCGCUACAACAGAAUCACCAAGAUCAACAAGUCUGACUUCGCUUCCAUGAACAAGCUGAAGAGGAUCGACUUAACCGCCAACCAGAUCACAUCCAUCGAUGACAAAGCAUUCUUGGCUCUGCCCGCAUUGGAGGAGCUGGUGAUUCGGGAAAAUCAUGUUUCACAGCUGCCUGCUCUGCCCGAGACAAUGACCCUCAUCGAUGCCAGUCAUAAUAACAUCGCCUACAAGGGUAUCCACAAAGAGGCGUUCAAAGAUAUGACUGGCUUGCUGUACCUGUACCUAACAGACAAUCGCAUUGAUUACAUCCCUGUGCCUCUACCAGACAGUCUGCGAUCUCUACACCUACAGCGUAACAACAUUCAAAUGAUGCACGAGGACACAUUCUGUAAUCUGAAGGAUUUCAACUACAUCAGGAACGCGCUGGAGGACAUCCGUCUGGACGGCAACCCCAUCAACCUCAGCAGGACCCCGCAGGCUUACGUCUGCCUGCCCCGCAUACCCAUCGGGGAUCUCAUCUAA